AUGGAGAAAAUCGCCUUCACCGUUUUCGUUACCGUCCUCGUACUAUGUCUCAUCCCACCCUCCACGGCGGAAAUCAAAACCGUUACCUUAACCUCCGACACCCGACCCAUGAUCAUCAUCGACCAAUUCGGGUUCACCAGAAGGGGCCACCUGGUGAUCUCCGUCUCAGUGGCGUCACCGAUACAACCCAACCCAUCACAGGUAGGGUUCUUUCUAGUGAACCAAUAUGCACUACCCCAAGUCCUAAUACAAGUCCAACGAAACCCUAACUUCUGCGUCCUUGAUUCCUUCUACAUAUUCCGCCUCUUCACAUUCCGUGCCCUAUCACACUCUUCUCCAUUUCCAUUCUUCAACCGCUCUUACCCCGUUACCUCACCCAACCAAUAUACCCUCUUCUUCGCUAACUGUGUCCCUCAGAGCAACAUCUCCAUGAAUGUACACAUUGAGAUUUUCAACCUUCACCCCGACGGCACCCGCGAUUAUCUCUCCGCUGGCCAGACUCUUCUCCCUUCACUCUUCUUCUUGUUCUCCCUCGUCUACUUCGCGUUCUUCUUCUUCUGGAUUUUCGUUUGUUACCUCAACAAGCUCUCCCUUCGCUUCAUCCACUUCUUGAUGGCUUCUCUCCUCUUAAUCAAGAGCCUUAACCUCAUCUUUGCCGCCGGUGACAUGUACUAUGUGAAGGUCACCGGCAUCCCCAACCAUUGGGUCGAAGUUUCCUUGUUCAUUUUCCAGUUCAUUCGCGUCGUCUUGUCGUUCAUCGUUAUUGUCUUGCUUGGAACCGGUUGGUCUUUUCCAAAGCCUUUUUUGCGGGCGAGGGGGCAGGUGGUGCUCGUCAUGGUGAUUCUGCUUCAGUUUCUUGCUAGCUUUGUUUCCCUUGUAGUUCCCGAGACUCGACUCUUCGUCGAGGAAUGGGUUAAUUGGAACCACCUGGUAUUGCUCGUGGACUUCAUCAGUUGCAGUGUGAUUAUUUUCCUCGUUGUUUGGUCGGGUGAAACCUCGGAGGCUCUAACGAACUUAGAAAACUCGACCCUUUUCAAGCGGUUUUACAUGGUUGUGAUUGGGUACUUGUUUUUCGCGCGUUUUGUGCUCAUUGGUUUUAAAAUCACUGUUUCCUAUAAGGACCAAUGGGUGAGUAAUCUCGCUGAGGAGACUAUUGGUCUUGCGUUUUACGUUAUCAUGUUCUACAUGUUUAGGCCUGUGGAGAGGAAUGAGUACUUUGUGCUCGAUGAGGAGGAGGAAGUGGUGGUUGCUGUCAAGAAAUUAGAAUUGGAGCCUUGA
Messenger RNA from Abrus precatorius (Indian licorice), 1278 nucleotides. RefSeq names its product protein GPR107-like. Gene Ontology annotation, cellular component: membrane; Golgi apparatus. The coding region runs from base 1 to 1278 and encodes 425 amino acids. Lineage: Eukaryota; Viridiplantae; Streptophyta; Magnoliopsida; Fabales; Fabaceae. The record is from RefSeq and is a predicted model, not a curated record. The transcript has a single exon. Gene Ontology annotation, biological process: transport.